CGCGAAUAACACGCGUUGAAGUCUCACCUAGUGCUUGGUUGGUUUCGUGAUUGCAGCUGACAAAAGUAUAUUGUUGUCAAAGACUGCCAUCAUCACACAAGGCUAGUUCUGGUGCCGCAGACUGUUGUUCUUGUCUGGCACAAGAAAAAAUUAACGAGCUGCUCUUUGUAAAGGACUUAAUGAACGUGUCAUCGACCCGCUAACAUGGGGUAGUAUAGUGAAUGAACUGAUAGACAAAUUAGCAACAAUUGUAAUUUAGUGGAUUUUCUUAGUACAAAGGAGUGUGAUUAAGUGUUAGCCAUGUAUUCUAUGAACUAUAUUGGCAAGUUCAUCGCGAACUUCCGCGAUUUCUACAACGAGAUCAAUGGGGCUACGUUGACCGGCGCCAUCGAUGUGGUGGUGGUGGAGCAGCCUGAUGGUAGUUUCACGUGCUCGCCUUUCCACGUGCGCUUCGGCAAGCUUGGCGUGCUCCGUUCCAGGUUCAAAGUGGUGGACCUAGAGUUAAACGGUGAGCCGCUCAGCAUUCACAUGAAGCUGGGCGAAUCUGGCGAGGCGUUCUUCGUGGAGGAGGUCGGGGAAGACGAGGCCGAGUGCUCGGCGCACCUGGCCACCUCCCCCAUCCCGGCAGCUCGCUUCGAAGACCUCUAUGAGCCGCGACGCCGCAACUCCCUCUCAGCCGUAGAACCCGACCACGGACAAGCCUCUGACUACACUAAGCGGAGGUACACCGCUGAUGGACAAUCAAUGCAGAAGCCUAACAUAAGUAAACUAACAAAGAAAACCGCCAAAGAAGAGACAACAAAUGAUAACAAUGAAAAUGACGCUUUGUUUGAGAUGGAAGGACUCGAUGAAGCUUCAGAUUGGAACGACGGUAGAACGCCGAAGACAUUCGCGGCCACCCAAAUCGGAGCAGCAGGGAGCGAAGCUAGUCAAACAGUACAGAAAAUAAGUGCUAAUAAUGACUUUCGGCCUAUAGAAACUGCUCCUUCCAACCAAGAAGAUAUUAUGAAGCAAAACGGUAACGGGAAAAAGAAGAAGAAAACUAGGAAAAUGAGUUCCAAAAAGAAGCAUCAGCGAAAAUCGUCAACUAGUUCAAUAUCCAGCCAGUCGGAUAGAGCGGGGUCGGAGCAGCGCGCGUCCCAGCCAGCGCCCAUUCCUAAUGCUACUGACAUCAAUUUCUUUAGCGACACUGAAGUUAUUUCAGCAGCACUUAGCGAAGAGAUGUCCAACCUGAAGUUGAAUGGCGAGAACCGCAUCCCGUUGGCGUUGUCGGACACAGCGUUUGAGGUGCACGCCGCCUCCAGACACGCGGGUUCUCGCAACGGCACUCCAGUCCAGUCCGAUACCGAGGUUGAGCUGUCUCGGACUGCAGGGGGGGAUAAGUCCUCGCAAUCUUGGCGCUGGGGUGAAUUGCCCGAGCCACCGGUGCGGGGUGCCGAGUCACCCCCGUCGCCUGAAUCACCCGCUUCGCCCGCGUCUCCUGCAUCGCCAGCGGAACCCGCAUCACCCACCGAGCCGUUGAGCUCCGACGAAGAGCGGUCAGCGCGCCGUGGUGUUCUUUCUGGAAUGUUCCGCUUCAUGUCAGCGCGUGAAGCGACCGAGGUGGCCUCUGAAGGAGUCUAUUUAGAUGACCUGGACCGCGGGCAGGUCGACCCCGAUCUCUAUUUCCCCAAACACCACGCUGAGCGGUACCGAUCAGGGCCGCCCAGCACGACGAUACCGACGGCCGGCCCUACCGAGGAGGAGUACGAGUCUGGCAACGGGCCCUCGCUGCCGCAGUCGCCGGCUUCGCUCGAGCCACCUGCGCUUGACUCAGAUGACGACGAGAAACUUCUGGCCAAGGGCCAAGUGGGCGUGUACGUGCGCGAAGACGUCGUAUCUCGCGCGCUACCGUUCGAGGAGUUCUGCGCGCGCGGCGCCACAUUAGCGGGCGAAGGUCGGCUGCUGGUGCGGCUGGGCGACCGCUGGCUGCCGUGGCGCAGCGCCGGCCCGCUGCUGCUGUCGCUGCUGGCAUACCGCCGUCCGCUGCCCAACCGCGUGCUGGAGUCCCUUGAGAAGGGGUCUGAGAAGGAGGGCGGGGAGGCGGCGCGCGCGGCGGACGCGGCCAAGCCGCGCGGCUACUCGUGGUGGAGCUGGCGCCGGUCCACUUCCGAGGCUAAGCACACUGAUCCAAUUCUCGCCAAAGAUGAUGCUGAAAAGAAAACAGAACUACCACAAGUUGAAAUAGUCACAGAGACGAUGAAAGGCAGCACAGAGCCUCAGUCUGCUGAGGAGGUCUUGGAAGACAAGACUGUCCUGGGCGAUGAGAUGGAACCACAGGCAUUGUUAGAGAACCCAGUUGAGAUUGAAAUGGAGAAGGCAGAACCUGAAAAUACUCUACCUCAUCAAGAGAAAGAAGACCGCCAUGAUCAGAGCUCCUCUGAUUCAGACCAAGAAGGCAAACCUCAAAAGCCAGCACGCAGAUAUUCAUCGUUCCGCAAAACCUUGCGGUUGUCGUCGGAACAAAUUAAAAACCUGAAUCUCCGCGAAGGCAUGAACGAGAUGGUGUUCAGUGUGACAACAGCGUAUCAGGGCACAACCCGGUGCAAGUGCAACGUCUUCCGCUGGCGGUACGACGACAAGAUUGUCAUAUCCGACAUCGACGGAACCAUUACCAAAUCGGACGUGCUUGGCCACAUAUUCCCGCUGGUCGGCAAAGAUUGGGCCCAGUCCGGCGUAGCUCAAUUGUUUACCAAGAUCAAGAACAACGGAUACCAACUGCUGUACUUGUCAGCAAGAGCGAUCGGGCAAGCUAGGGUAACUCGCGAGUACCUACGCUCAAUCCGCCAAGGCGAGGUGUGCUUACCAGACGGACCACUUCUCCUGAACCCUACGUCACUACUACGCGCCUUCCACCGAGAGGUCAUCGAGAAGAAGCCGGAGGAAUUCAAGAUCCAGUGCCUGGCUGACAUCAAGGCGCUCUUCCCACACGGGUCCAACCCCUUCUACGCUGGAUACGGAAACAGGGUUAAUGACGUAUGCGCAUACCAAGCUGUCGGCAUUCCGAUCGUGAGAAUAUUCACAAUCAACUACAAGGGAGAACUAAAACAUGAAUUGACGCAGACAUUCCAAUCGACGUACUCCCACAUGUCGGUGCUAGUUGACCAAGUGUUCCCGCCGGCGCUGUGCGAGCCUAGCGACGAGUUCUCUCAGACGGUCUACUGGCGGGAGCCGCUACCCACGAUCGACUUGCCACCAGUUGUUGUGCCUCCAACGAAAAACCAUUAAUCACCUAUGUGUAUGACACUUCAACAUUAAACCCUAAAAACGGUAUUUAAGUUAAAAAUGACAACCUAAAAGACAAAACUUAGGACAAAUUUUGGCUACAAUUUGAGAAGUUCAUAUUUGAAAUUGCCAGUAAUAAACUGGCCGUGCUGUCGUUUCAAGUGUUUAUUAAGCGUGUAAGUCUGUAGUUGUGAUGUGCAUGCUUUCGAUGGAAUGUAUGAUUAUCAAAUUAUUUGUAGUCGAUGCAAGCAGUAGCUACAAUUUUUAGAUUUUCAAUUUGUAUCUCAAUAAUUAUGUAACUUUAAGAAUCGUUGCACCUGAGCAUAACCGUUGCAUCUACAUUACACUUUGCACAAACAUACUUAUCGUCGUUCUGUUUCUCGUCCUGAUUUGUGCGCCUAAUUGAUUUAGAUUAUCUAGCUAGCUAUCCUAGGUACAAAGUAAAUAGUUAAUUUAUUUUUUAAUGGGACAGUCAUUAUGUAAAUGGCGUAUGAAAGUAUGGUGUGAUAUAGGACCUCGAUUUACAGUGCUGUUAAGCAAUAUUUAGGAAUUUACAGUAUUUAAUUUCAGGUAAAUAAAAAUAAUUUCGGGCUACAGUUACGUAUGACAUUUUAUUGAAUAUCGCCACUUUAAAUGCUAUUAUGUUCAUACUUCCAUGAACUGUAGCUUAGUGCUUAGGAUUUAUGUGGAUUGACAUCUCAAUAAAUACCUAAUGUAACGUCCUUUUUCAUUAGUGAACUUUAUAGAAGGUGGUUGUUGGUCUAACAUUAAUUUGUGAUACUUGCCCAUUUAUUUAUGCUGUCAACACAAUAAACUUUGUUACGCGAUCACUUGUGCCUGGGGAUCAUGUAAUCUUCUUGGUUUGAAAUUACGGCAUGGCUGUGUCAUUACACAGCCAUGCCGUAAUGCCAUAUAAAGUAUCACUAAUAAAAAUGGACAAUAAAACAUCUGCUAAAGCUAAUUUAAAAAUUGACAUAAACACAUAGAUACUUACAUUAGGGUUUCUGUGAAAGUGAGCAGUCGUAGUUUUUUGGUUCUGCCGUUGCGUAGCUGUGAUGUCGUCGACUGAUUAAACAAUGCUUUAUUUUUAUACUGUGAUUACUUAUUAUGUAUGGUACGUCUGCUAGCUAAGUAAUAUUUAUGUUAAAAGUAUACAUUCACACACAUUCAUGUUACUGAGGCGUAGCUUCAAUUUGAUAGCUUUGUCAUUGUAAAUUUUAUAAUAUGAAUUUUUAGUGAUAAUUAGUAAAAUGUUUAUUUCUUUAAGUUAUUAUAAUU
Ostrinia furnacalis (Asian corn borer) is the source of this 4542-nucleotide messenger RNA. RefSeq names its product phosphatidate phosphatase LPIN (gene Lpin). Gene Ontology annotation, cellular component: nucleus. Gene Ontology annotation, biological process: triglyceride biosynthetic process; cellular response to insulin stimulus; positive regulation of transcription by RNA polymerase II. Gene Ontology annotation, molecular function: phosphatidate phosphatase activity; transcription coactivator activity. The coding region runs from base 301 to 3267 and encodes 988 amino acids. Lineage: Eukaryota; Metazoa; Arthropoda; Insecta; Lepidoptera; Crambidae. The transcript is spliced from 16 exons. The record is from RefSeq and is a predicted model, not a curated record.